Molecule: messenger RNA, 3153 nt
Organism: Moneuplotes crassus
Lineage: Eukaryota; Ciliophora; Spirotrichea; Euplotida; Euplotidae
Source: the annotation of a GenBank genome assembly
GAGGUUAUAUAAUUAAUGAAAAAGAUAAUUCUCUUAGUUCUUCUAGCAGUUUGAAUUGGGACUUCCCUUGCCAUAAAGGAAGGGACGAUUGAUGACGUAGACAAGAUCAUAUUUUAUGCCCUGCCUCAUUCUCACACUGAUGCAGGCUGGUACUGGACCUAUAAUUACUACUAUAAUUUGGCCAAGAGAAUACUAAACUCAGUUACAGAUUACAUGGAACAUCAUGAUGAAGCCAGAUUCACCUGGAGCGAUCACUCUUUCUUUAGGAAAUGGUUCAAUGAGGAAGUAAAAGGUAAAGGCGAAAAGGAAAGUAAAGUUAGAGACCUCAUUCAAAAAGGGCAUCUUGAUUUAAUCAAUGGAGGUCUUGUCCAAAAUGAUGAAGCCUCUCCACAUAUGAAGGAGACCUUCACAAAUCUAGAGGAGGGACUUAAAUUCUUAUUUGAAGAAUUUGGAAUCAGACCUGAUUCAUACUGGCAGUUAGAUCCCUUCGGUUUCAGCUCUGUAUCUCCUGAGAUAUAUAAAUCAUUCGGAAUCGACAAGGUAGUCCUGAACAGAAUGUCAGAUGCUUACAAAGAUGUGCUCAGAAAGAACCAAGACCUUGACUUCAUAUGGCAAGGGGAUGGUGAAGAAGAGAUAUGGACUCAUACUCUCCAUGGACAUUAUGGAAUCGAUAAUAACUUCUACUUUGAUAGGAGAUGGGGUGCUUCAAACAAAUGCCCAAAUCCUUUGGACAAAAGAUGUGUCAAGAAGCUUGUUGAAGAACUCAUUCAUCAAGGCAUGAAAGUCCACAAUAGGACUGGAUAUGUAAUGCAGUUAUUAGGAAAUGAUUUUUUCUUUACAGAUGCUCAGUACUCCUUUGAUUAUAUAAACGGAAUGAAAACUUCACUUAAAAAAUAUGGACCACAUUUUUUGAAAGGAAAACCUGUUGAAUUCAGAUUUGCCACUUUGACAGAAUAUCUGAAAGAGAUGGAACAUCUCAGAUAUGAGAUCGGCAGAUACAGAGGAGACUUCUUUGUUUAUACACAAUAUCAUGAGGGUAAUUACCAUGACCAUCAUUGGGGAGGAUACUUCUUCUCAAGGCCUAUGUUCAAAUGGAUGGUGAGAGAUUCAAUGUCAAGAGAAAGAUUGCUUCACUCAAUGAUUGCCACUAUGAAUUUUCUGUCAUUCUCAAAGGAAACACAUGUAAACAGAGAUGAAUUAAAUAAAGCUUAUCACACUCUGCUCAAUGUGAAAGAGUUUAACCCAGUCUUACUCCAUCACGAUGCAAUUACAGGUACACAUGGAAGAACUGUGAACAAUGAUUAUAAGAAAAUACUCCAAAAUCUUCACAAAAAUAUGGAUACUGCCACAAAUCAGCUUAUAUACAGCCUUCAGUCACCAAAGGACCUCAAAAAUAACCGAAGAGAGAAGCCAAGCCAUGAGCCAAACAAAUAUUUUACCAUAGUGAUGCAUAACCCAUCCUUCUACACAAGAAAUGAAAUUAUAAAUGUGACCUUGCCAUCAGAUCACUGGUCUUUUAUCAACACUGAUCAUCCCAUUGCAGAGAUCAUGGAUAGCUAUAAGCUUGAUGGAGAAAGAUUCACUCAGGAUACCAGAGAGUUCACUCUCUGGAUAAAAGUUUCAAUCCCUCCAUUUGGACACGAGAAUAUCCCUAUUGAGAAGCAUGAGAAUCGAGAUCAAUGCCGCAGAGCUGGAAGAUGCAUCCCGAAGAUCAAGACUGAAAACCUAGGCACUAUUUCCAGCGACCUUACAUUAUCUAACUCUCAUGCUAGUAUCGGUCUUGGGAAAAAUACAUUAGAAAUUAAGCAUUUUACUGAUAAAGACACUGGGCAGAAGAUGCAAGUUAAUGAGGCUCUUUAUAAAUACGAUGCUCAAUCUACUCAUUCUUGUAUCUAUAUGUUCAAGCCGACUAGACAUGCUACUGAGAUUCACUUAAAUCAGCAACAGUACCUAAAAUAUAACGGUAGCUUAGUUACUGGAUAUCAGGUCUACGGUCAGGAUAAUGAUAUUCAUUUCGAUAAAACUGUGCUACUCAAGGAAAAUGAUUCAGCUUUGCAUGUGGUCUCAAGAAAUAACAUUAGACAAGGGAGAAACAAAGAAAUAUCAAUUAGAUACCAAGGAUACGAAGCAAAUGAGUUCUACUCUGGAGAUUCCAUGGCAUACAUUAACAGAAAAUUCAUUGACCUUGAAACAGCCAAGGCUAGAAACCUCACUAGACAAGGUAGUCGCUCAGAUACAGACCUUCUUGGUCUGAAUACAUAUCCAAUUGUAGAUGGAUUCGUAUCUAAAAAUGGUGGAUAUAUCGGCUUCUCUCCUUCCCAAUCAGCAGGAGUGAAUCUUUUAAGUGAUUCUGCAUUCGAAUUUCUCAUUGCACGUUCGAUCAUGAACAUAAAUCAAGAGAAAGGGCUGCCAGAGAGAUUGGACGACCACCUCACCACACAUUUUAACUACAAGGUGUUUAUGGCUAAAAAUCUUGAGAAGAUUCACAACAAGUCUCAUGUAUAUGGAGACCAAAUGGUUGACCCAAUCUUUGUCAUCAAGAAUGAUGGGCAAAAGGUCAUCGAGAUUCCCAAAAUUAGCUUUGAUGAGACUGAAAAUGUGGGGAUUGAUGUAAUUUCUUUCAGGAAUUUCGACUAUACAUCCCCAAUACGGAGCCCAGGAAUGAUAAGGUUGAGGAAUAGGUCCCAUAAACCUAUCAGGUUGAACCCUAUCCUCUUCUCUUAUGAAGAAGCAAAUAGCACUAGAGGGCAUAUUGCAAUCAUGUCUGGUACAAGAUAUGGAUAUUCCCAUGCUGAAACACUGAAGAAUCUUAACUAUGAACAGAAAGUGUCUAAACGCUGGAAUGUAAAGGAUGACCAUAAUGUUCUGAAGGGCUAUAGAGACGAUUUCGUUACUAUUGAGAACAAGUUGAGGGAAAUUCAUGGCAACCAGACCUUGGCAGGCCUCGCUCUGUAUGAUAAGGUCCUCCAACCAUCUGAAAUCUCUCAUUUUAUGCUAUACUAUGGUGAAUUUGACAAGACUGAUGAAAAGCAAAAAAUAAUAGGUAACCACCUUGAGAGAAUUUCAAAAGAGGAGGAAUUGAGAGAAAAAGCAUAUGAGCGCGGAAAGAAAAGCGAUCUUGGCUAAUUAUAUUGCUUUUUAUCCAAUCUAAAU